Molecule: messenger RNA, 1017 nt
Organism: Rotaria sp. Silwood2
Lineage: Eukaryota; Metazoa; Rotifera; Eurotatoria; Philodinida; Philodinidae
Source: the annotation of a GenBank genome assembly
AUGUCGAAAUCUAAAAAUGUACGCGAAGCCUCUCCAGAAAUUGUUGAAGGUAACGAUGACUCUGAAUAUGAAGAAGAAAAUCAUAAUCAAAUGACAACAUUAUCAAUUAUAAAUGAAAAAUUGGAUGUAUUGUUAACAAAAUUUGAUAAAAUGGAAACUUCAAUUAAUACUCUUAAAAAAACUGUUGAUAUAUUAGUAAAUAAACAAACAACAAUCGAUAUAACAGUAUGUGAAUUACAGAAAGACAAUGUUGAUAAAUCAGCCAGCAUUAUUAACACAGAAAAGUGCUGUACAAAAAUUUUAGAAUUAAUUGAAGAAAGAGCUUUAUCGUUUGAAAAUGCCAUUCAACAUGCAUCCGACCAAAUUAAGGAACAACUCGUUGUCCCAUUUUCUGCUGGUACAGAUACACCACACAGUACAAUUAUGGAUAACUCUACAUUAAUGUUAUUAAAGCAAUCGGAGAGCACAACAGUCCCACUAUCAACACCAACUAAAGUCAUAUCAUCUGCAAAUGAAUUAUUGUACUCACAUUAUGAAUUUGAAUCGUCUCCAAGUUGUACUUCGAAACGACCAUAUGAUGUGAAUGUAGAUAGUGAUGAAUCAUUUUUAUCAACUUCAAUUAGAGUGGAAUCUCAAGUAGUGCUCAUUGAUCCUAAUACACAAACAGUAUUUCACGUUAUGAAAGACAAGCAUGAUAGACAACAACUGGCAACCAACCAAGAAUUAUUAAACAAAGAAACUGGAUUCCGUCAUCUUUUGGCCUAUCUUUAUUCGACGUUAUCUAAAGAAGAAGAAUUAAAAAUUUCAUCAGUUGAUGGCAGUGUUCGUGGUACAGAAGCAUUUGAUCCAAUACGAGUAGCUGCCAUUGAUAAACAUUUGUUUGACUUAUAUGGUGCAAGAUAUACAAAAUUUCGUACAAGUAAUCAAUAUAAAGAAAUACUAAAUAAGACAUGCAAUCGAAUAAGAACAAAAUUUAAUAAAAGCAUAAAUAAUAAUUCAAUUUGUGGUAAUAAAUAA